UGUUUUCUUAUUUUAUACAGCUUGAGCUUAACUUAUAUACAGUCUGUAUCAAGCUAUUCUGUACAUACUGUAGAUGAAAAUAUUACAGAGGAGAAUGGGAUAUGUCAGAAUGGAUAUUGUGGGUCAACCAACUAUAGCUACCUUCUUGUAAUGUUCAAGGGACUCUUUCAUUCAACUAAGAAUUUAUCAAUGUUAGACAACCUUAGUAACAACGCUUUAGCUACUCCAGUAUCUAAAGACGAACCCCGGUUAUCGCCAGCACUUGAACCAAUGCGAUUGCAGUAUGCUGACGACGGAGCUAUAUGUUGCUCAACGCAUGUACAGCAUAUAAUCAACACAACAAUGACUAACAUAUUUGGGGAGAGUAUGAAUAUAAUACACCUGUCCGAUGCUUCCGAACCCACCUACCAGUAUAUUCCACAUGCUUCCUGUGUGCAGACUGGAAGCUGUCCAGGCGAAUGUCUUAUUGAGAGUAAAAUUCUGACUUUGCUGGCUUUAGACGCAAAUCAAAACUUGACAUUUGGAUUGUUUGAGGUCCCAGGGUAUUGCUCCUGCAAGAAUACUGGCUCGUCCGUCAACGAAAGUACAAGGCGGUGAAUAAGACAAAUUGCCUGUCGUCAAGGGUCCUUGCAAAAGAAAAUGGAUUUCAUAUAUUGUGUUGUCAUUACGUCAUAGAAAGUUUGGAACUAUUUACAAGGGUGAAUGUAUUGGUUUUAGAUAGAAAGUGUUUAAAUUUGAUUGAAUUUAUUACUGAAACGCUGGACUUGUCAGACAUGAUGAGAUAAUGUUAAGUUCAAUAUCAGAAGAGUUUUAUAUCAAUCGUUACCGCUUCAGAUCUAUGGUCAUUUUUGUCGGAAAAAAAAAAGAAAUGUCAGCUGAAUUUUUGGGCAUCAUGAACUUCAGAAAACCUACUAAUGUAAGAAGAACAUUUUAUGUGCAGAUUAGUAGUUAAAUCAUUAAACAUUCAUAUUCGUUUUACAUAGCAUUGAUAAAAUGCUUUUUAUACUUCAGAAUUUAAAGUAAAUGGCUCCUGACGGAGAAAACACAAUCACUUAUUUCAAGUUAGAGUGUCAGAAUCCCUAUUGGAAAAAGUUUAAGUAUAUUAUCAUAAAUGUUUCGGAAGUA
This is a messenger RNA of Mercenaria mercenaria, 1125 nucleotides long. RefSeq lists its product as uncharacterized. The transcript is spliced from 4 exons. Lineage: Eukaryota; Metazoa; Mollusca; Bivalvia; Venerida; Veneridae. The record is from RefSeq and is a predicted model, not a curated record. Bases 151 to 597 code for a protein of 148 amino acids.